Messenger RNA from Prunus armeniaca (apricot), 867 nucleotides. The record is from the annotation of a GenBank genome assembly. Lineage: Eukaryota; Viridiplantae; Streptophyta; Magnoliopsida; Rosales; Rosaceae.
AUGAACUGGGUAAUAACUCACACCCACUGUCAUUGGCUCGCAGGCACUGUUCACAGAAAUCAAACUCUUCAUUUUGUCACAGAACGUUUGGGCUUCGUUCACUGGGUUGGUGAUAUGAAAGGAAGUAUUGAGGAACUUUAUGUUACCGUGACUGAGUUGCAAAGUGCAGUUACUGGUUUGGAUUACAAGCUAGGUUCCAUUUCAGAAAAGCAGGGAAAGAUGGUUUCUCCAAUUAAGUUGAUGAUUGGAGAGGAAGAAAAGUUCCAAGGAAAAGCAUUGGCCCUAUCCCAUACAAAGAGUGCAAUCAGUACGAUAAAGCAGAAAUUCAGUGAGCAACAGCUACAAACCUUCGAAGAGAGUUGUUUUGGUCAUCUCCUACUAAUUGAGGACCUGAAGUGGACGUCGCCAAUUGUACACGGAUUGUUGCUGAGAAAGGCUGAUCCGAAGACUGUUUCCCAAGUGAAUGGGAUCAAAUUCAUCGUUGGCAAUAAGGUGAUCCAAUUCACACCGCAACAAUUUUGCAUCGUCACAGGGCUAAGGUUUGGAAACCUUCCUUUUAUUCCGAUUCCUAGUAAUGAGAACUGCUCAUUGAAAAGGAAGUACUUUGGCAACAAUAAAACAGUCAGCCUUUUGGAAUUAGAAAAAUCCUUCCACGACUGCGCUGAUGCAGACGAUGUAUUGAAGCUCGGAUUUGUAUACUUUGCUGUGUUUGUGCUGUUGGGCAGUGAAAAACAUGUCCACAUUGACAUGCGAUAUUUGAAGUUGGCGGAAGACCUUGAAGAGUUUGGGAAAUAUCCAUGGGGUGCUGUGUGUUAUGCCAAGACAAAUACGUUACUUCUGAGGGCACUUUGUGCAGAUUACCAAUGA